Chrysemys picta bellii (western painted turtle) is the source of this 4978-nucleotide messenger RNA. NCBI's taxonomy places the organism in Eukaryota, Metazoa, Chordata, Testudines, Emydidae. The record is from RefSeq and is a predicted model, not a curated record.
UCCUGGAGCCCUGCGUGUGCCCGGAAGGAUCGAAUUGGCCGAAGCGGAGACCCCCUUCCUCCACAGCGACGUCAGGGCGAGUCUCGAGUGGCACGUCCAGGUGAAGAGGCUGCAGCACGCCCUGGGGCUGCCCUGCACCCUGCAGAGCACUUUGAAGAUCUUCAUGCCCCCAGCACCGAAACCCACCGCACGCAGACCCUCGGGGGCAGGCAGCGUGGUGACGAUACCACAGGCCCUGCCCUUCCUGAGCGUCGGCUCCAGGACGGAGCUGGAGCGGCAUCUGCAAAGGAUGGUGCAUCUGAAGAGAUGGGGGAUGCCCAGAAGGAUCCAGGAGUCCUUGAGGCUGCUGAUGCCAGCCACAUCUCCACACCCCCGGCUCGGCCCCCGGCCAUCCGGGAGAUGGGCUCCAAAGGGGCCAGGCCCAGUGACGAGGGCAGCCCAGACGCCCGGCCUCAGAGCUAGAGCCUUAGCCCGGGCCUCCCAGGGCCCCGCCAGAGCGUCCGAAUCCACGCCCGGCUCGCGCUGCUGCAGAGACACCCGGGAGCUGCAGGGGCACAUUGCCAGGAAGGGCAUGGAAAUCAGACUGGGCGCGCUGCCCGCCGUGCUGAGGAGCUCUCAGAAAAUGGCUACCCUGGGGCGCAGAGACCUGCUCCUGCCUAAAGUGAUCCCCCCAGGCCACAAGGCCCCCCUGGCCCGUCACCGGCUCUGCCCCCUGCUCAGCUGCAAGGCGGGUAGCAUGGAGCUCGAUGUGAGGCACAAGCACAUCCAGUACUUCAGGGCUCUCCCCACCCUGUACGCGGAGUCCCUGGCCAAGAUGGAGCCCGGCCUGCCUGUGCCACACGCCCCCCUGCUGCCCCACGGCACGGCCAUCGAGUUCUGCCCCCUGGAGACUCCCUUCGUGGCCCCCGAGGGCCGGGAGCUGCUGGAGAGGCAUGUCCUGAGGAAGCGGCUGCAGCACGAAUGGGGCCUGCCGGGCCUGGUGCGGCGAUCACUGAAGUGUUUCAUGCCACCCCCGCCCACGCACCCCAGGGCCCAACACUCGCAGGAAGCCGCCCGCCAGGCGGGAAAGCUCCCCUUGCCCCGGCUGAUUCGGCCAGGCCAGAGAUCCCUGGAGCACCGGCCCCGGGAGCUGUUCUUCCUGGAGCAGGCCACAUCGGAUCACCUGGAGCUCAACCUUCUCCACAAGCACCUGAGCUUCAGGUGGGGGCUGCCCACGCUCUACCGACAGUCCCUGGCCAAGCUGUUCCACGCAGGCCCCUCGUCCGCCCCGCCGCCCUCCAGCUCCCGCGCAGCUGGGACCGAGUUCACGGCGCAGGAGUUGCCCUUCCUCCCACCGGGAGCCCGGGAGGAGCUGGAGCUGCACGUCAGGACGAAGAGGCUGCACCACGAGUGGGGGCUGCCUCUUAUCGUCCAGAAAUCCAUGCGGGGCCUGAUGGCGGCUCCCUCCAGCCCCGGCCAGCCCAAGGCCCCUCCGCCGGCCGACGGGGACGUGGCCGUUCUCCAGGCCGAGCUGUCCUUCCUCAGCGAGGGCAGCAGACGAGAGCUGGAGCUCAGCCUCCGCAAGAGACUCAUGCAGCGGCGCUGGGGGCUGCCCAGGAGGAUCCAGGAGUCGGUGCGGCUGCUCCGACCUACCUCAGCCCCCGCGGAGUUUGGGCCUCGCAGCCGUACAGAAAAGGAUGCAGAGGGGCCUUUCCUCCUGCCCUGGCACAAGAGCACCGUGCACCUGGAGCGGGGCGUGGGGAAAGCCAGGAGAGUGGUCGCUGCUCCCCGCCCGCGGCUCAGCCUGGGACAUGACGCUCAGGAGUGGCUGCAGCUCCACGUGGCAAAGAAAUGUGUGGAGACCCGGCUGGGGGCCAUCCCCGCUGCAGUGAGACGCUCCUGGCAAAGCCUGCAUCUCGUGUCCCGGCUGCCCCUCCCCAAGCUGAUCCCUGUGGGGGACAGGGCCCCGAAAGCCAGGAACCCCCUGCUUCCCUUCGUGCACCCGGAGGACGUCUGCCACCUAGAGCUGAAUGUGCAGCACAAACAUCUCACGGCCCUGUGGGGCCUGGGCACUCUCUACACCCAGUCCCUCAGCAGGAUGGUUCCCAGGGCGCCCCGUGCGCCGGUUCCACCCCGGGAGGCUGAAGUCGAGUUCCGGGCGCAGGAGGCUCUGUUCCUGGGCCCGUUUGCCCCGCCGGCUGGCGCGCAGCUUCCUGGGGCCGGUGGGGAACGGGGCGUCGGGCAGAGCCGGCUGAGGCCCAGCCAGUCAGACGUCCCCGCAGGGAGCUGCUUGGCAGGAGACAGCAGAACCCAUGGCCUUGCUGCUGAGCGGAGGGACAAGCUCCAGCGGCACCUCGCAAGGAAGUGCCUAGAGAUCAGGCUGGGGGUGAGGCCGGCCCUGGUGGAGAGAUCCCAGAGAGUGGCCACGGAGGGGGAGAGGAUACCCCUCCCCAAGCUGAUCUGCGCAGGCCAGAAGCCCCCCAAGGUCAGGGCCGGCUCCCUGCCCUGCCUGCCGCCCACGGCAGUGGAUAUUCUGGACAUGAACGUGAGACACAAGCAGCUGGCGCAUCUCUGGGGGCUGCCCACGCUGCAGGCGGCGUCUCUGCGGAGGAUGAUGCCCAAGGCUCCGGCUGUGCCGCUGGGGAGCGCAGCGGGGAGGGCCUGGAUGGAGAAGGGCCUGGCUGGACGCGUGGGGGCCGAGGAGCCGGAGAGGAACGGCUACGAGGAGCCGGUUCCCCUGACAGGAGCCGGCACAGUCGAGCUGCUGGUGCCCCACCCGGGGCCGCCUCUGGUCACAGCCGAGGCCAGGGACCGUCUGGAGAGCCACAUGCUGAGGAAGAAGCUCCAGCGCGAGUGGGGCUUACCGCGCAUGGUGCAGAGAUCACUGGGUGCGUUCACACCCCUGCCACUUGGGAGGGGGCUCCCGAGGCGGGGCCAGGCCCCAGCCAGAGAGAGCGUUGCCAUGGGCAGCCUGCACUUCCUGUGCACGGAAACCAGGGAGCACCUGGAGUCGCACGUGAGGAAACUGGCCCUGCAGCGGAGAUGGGGCCUGCCCAAGAGGAUCCUGGAGUCCUUACGGCUGUUCCUGCCACCUGCCCCACCAGGAGCAGAGCCCAGAGGCCAAACCCAGCCCCUGCUCCAUGUCUGCCAUACACCCCGCCAAGGUCCUACAGCCCUCUCCAUGGGGCAAUCGGGAGAGCUCCAGACAGGCCUCAGGGAGCCCCUCACCCACCGGUCCCAGCACUGGCAUGAAAUGGGGGUAAAGGAGGGCAAAGCCAGCUGCCCCGAGGCAGUGCCCCAACACGCCCUGGGGAGCAGCAGCAGGAGAAGCCAGGAGACCUCCCAGACAAGUGAUGGGGAAGGGUCCCCCGGCUCCCCACCCCGCUUCCCAGAGGACAAGGCAGAGCUGAAAUCCACCCUGGACUUUCCCGGGAAGAAGGUGCUGGGAAUUUCCCACCGGGCCCAGGGGUCCCAGAGACUGGCCUUUCGCCCAGCGACCCAUGAGCCUCACCCACAGCAGAGAGAGCAGAGCUCUGAGGAAAGUCCCGGGCAGUGGAGCACCCACGAUGGUGAAGGAGCUCCACGGCUGGCGGGGACCGGCAGGCGUUCCUGGAGCUCGUCUGUGGAGACAGCCGUUUGGAGUGAGAAGAGGAUCUCACGGGAGCUGGAAUCCAGCUUCAGGAGAAUGGCCCGGAGCCGCAGCCGCCAUGGCCCAGGGGGGAAGCAGCCUCUGUCUCUGGAAAUCGUGGGCCACCUGGAAAUGGACCAUUGCACAUGCUUGCACUGCCCGUGCAGCAAGCUAGAGGGGUGGGACGGCGCCCGCUCUCUGGGAACCAGCUCUCCGGUGUGGCAGACACAGCGUAUCCAUGUAAGGGGGUCAGCAACUCUCCUAGGAGACGCGGCAGAUUCAAACCCUCUGCAUGCUGAGCCUGGAUGGCAGGGGCAGGGCGCUCCCAGCGUGGCCAAAGAUGAACCACCUGUCUCCUCUCCAUCGUCUCUGGAGGGCAGCGAGUCCAGGGCCUCCGACUGGUCUGCGGGAGAAAGCGCUCGCGCAGCCUCUCGCCCAGCGCCCGAGGGGCCCUCGCUGGCACGGGAGCAUCUUGCUCCUCCGCGGGCCGCGGCACACCGGCUGGACAUCCACCUGGCGCAGAAGGCCCUGGGCUCCUUCAUCCUGCCGCCCUGCGUCAUACACUCCCAGGCCGUCUAUGCCGACAUGGCAGCUGAGCGGCUGAGAGCCGCUGCCCAGGAACACCGGCGGAAAAUGAACAUCCGGCUGCAGCGCAGGAGGAGCCGGAAAAGCCAACUGGGAGGGCCCCGUCAGGAAGCCCUGGGAGAAAGAGCCCGCCCCGCGGGCACAGGAGAGCCGGGAUUCCUGACAGCUGGAACAAACGUGAGGCAGACAGAGGCCCUGGUGCUGACUGAGGCACCUCCCAGGGCUGAACAGCCACCCCGUGCUCCUCCAGGGAGAGGGGCCAAGUCACCGUUCGUCCCCUGCAAGGGGAAGGGCCCCACCUUCAGGGGAAUCAUACUGGGCUUCCUUGAACGUGUCACUUCCAGGGCAUCAGUAGGGGAGAGAGGACAGGUCGACAGGUCGGUGGCUGCACCGCGUGGAGCCCCGCCACCCCCUCGGAAACUCACCCCGUCCCCCAAGAGCGUGAAGCUGUCCCCGUCACUCAACAGAGGAAAUGCCACCGAGGACACAUCCGGGACAGUCGGAGCGUCUAACCUGGAGCGCCGUGGACACCGGGCCGGGGUGGAAACUGAGCUUCCGCAGCCAGGGUCACGUCUUGGCAAGAGCGCAGGCCACGUGUGCUGGUUCCAUCAGCGUCAUGCUCAUGCCCACCUUCGCCAGGUACACGGCAGAACGCCAGCGCUGCGCGGAGAGAACCUGUGUGCCCUGCGGGAGAGGAUGCAGGUCCGGAGGAGGAAGCUGUCCCCGUCCCUCAACAGCGCCGCCUCCGAAGAGGAGAGCCGCCUCCGGGCCUUGGAUGAGAGUUAG